This is a messenger RNA of Papaver somniferum (opium poppy), 2587 nucleotides long. RefSeq names its product 7-deoxyloganetic acid glucosyltransferase-like. NCBI's taxonomy places the organism in Eukaryota, Viridiplantae, Streptophyta, Magnoliopsida, Ranunculales, Papaveraceae. Gene Ontology annotation, biological process: regulation of DNA-templated transcription. The record is from RefSeq and is a predicted model, not a curated record. Gene Ontology annotation, cellular component: nucleus. The transcript is spliced from 2 exons. The coding region runs from base 673 to 2436 and encodes 587 amino acids. Gene Ontology annotation, molecular function: UDP-glycosyltransferase activity; RNA polymerase II cis-regulatory region sequence-specific DNA binding; DNA-binding transcription factor activity, RNA polymerase II-specific.
ACAUGGUGUCCUUUCUUUUGUUUCUUUUAUGUCUUCUUGUAUCUGUGUUUGCUGGGUAGUAUAGUGGUAUAUGAUUAGCAAUCUAUGUUUAAAGUUCGAAGUAGAAAUGAUAUAUAGUAUAACACCAUAUUCAUUUGGUUCAUGAUCUAUCAAGAGUUCUAGAUGGGCUUAAGCUUUUCUUUCAAGUAUAUAUACAUUGAUACAUCAAAUACUGCUAAACAUAUUUUAGCAUAAACCUUAAUUAAAAUGAUGUGAAGUUUCUUGCAGAGUGUAACCUGAUGCAGAAUUAGAGGAGGAGACGUGGAGGGAAAUUUGCAGGAAAAGUAGUUGCAGUGUCAAGUAGAUGAAGAAUAUUAUAAGCAGUUGAGGAAUAUUCGAAAUUAAACCAACCCAAACUACAUUUCAGCAACACAUAAAGAUUGUGAACUUAUUCUCAUCCAAGCACAUAUAUUGUCUCUUUGAUAUUAUAAUGAUAUUUACCCAAAGUUUGCACUCAAACAAAAUUUUUCUUUUAAUUUUCAACAACACUACCAUCACAUCCAUCGAUGUCUUCUUCCCAAUAUACUUAUUAUCCACUCUCAAUUGCAAUUAGUCCAGCCAUGUUCAAGACUCCCCUGCACCUACAGAAAGCCUGAGUGAUUAUUUCACCCUCGUAGCCAUCUUAUUAUAUAAAUGGAGCCUGAUCAAGGCGACAAAGGAGGAAGACAGCAGGAAGCGAAAGCUGAAGCAGAAAACAAUUCAAUAUGUGGUCCACAUGUGCUCAUUUUCCCAUUACCUGUACAAGGCCAUGUUAACUCCAUGCUCAAGUUAGCAGAGCUCCUUUGCUUAUCUGCAGGUAGUCGAAUACAACAAGUCACCUUCCUCAACUCUGAUUACAAUCACCAUCGUCUCCUCCGCUUCACUGAUGUCCAAACCCGCUUUGCUCGCUUCCCUGGUUUCAGGUUCGAGACCAUUUCUGAUGGACUUCCUGCUCAUCAUCCCCGCUCGGGCGACCUCCUCAACGAGAUGUUUGAUUCCAUCAAAGCUGUAACUAAACCACUUCUUCGAAAAAUGUUGAUCUCCUCAUCAUCAGCAUCUGGUUCAUACACACCAGUGACAUGUAUAAUAGUAGAUGGGAUUAUGAGUACGUUCACAAUGGAUGUUGCAGAUGAGCUUGGGAUUCCUGUUAUUUCUUUCCGUACAAUCAGCGCGUGUUGUUUCUGGGCUUAUUUUUGUAUUCCACAACUCAUUUCAGCUGGGGAACUGCCAUUCAGAUUCAACAAUAUCGAAGAUGAUGAUGACUACAUGGAUGGUAGGAUAACAUCCUUGCCAGGCAUGGAAAGCUUUUUACGCCGUCGAGAUCUCCCAAGUUUCUGUCGAGCCAAAGAUCUUUCUGAUCCGCUUCUCCAGUGUGUCAUAACAGAAACCUGCAACACCAUUUCUCGAGCAUCCGCCCUCAUACUCAACACCUUUGAAGAACUCGAAGGUCCCAUCCUCUCUCAUAUUCGCUCUCACUGUCCUGGAUCGACUAAAGUCUACUCUAUUGGACCUCUUCAUGCUCAUCUCAAGGCUCGACAACAACAACAACGAGAAAGAUUAUCUAAUCAAGCAGAUGAAAGUAAAUCAGCAACCUCUACUUCAAAAACGAUGACAGAGACAAAUAGUCUGUGGGAGGAAGAUCGGAGCUGCAUGACUUGGCUGGAUCUGAAGCCGUUAAGAUCAGUUGUUUAUGUUAGCUUUGGAAGUUUAGCUGUGCUGAGCAGAAAGGAGAUGCUGGAAUUUUGGCAUGGUCUGGUAAACUGCGGGAAGUAUUUCUUGUGGGUUAUACGUCCUGAUUCCAUCAAAAAAGCAGUGGUGUCAGAAAUAUCUGACAGUACUACCUUGACUGGUGAUCAAAAUGAUCAAAUUGACCCGACAUUAAGAUUCAUGAAUGAUAUUGUAGACCCGGGCGAUGGUGACAAUAAGCUGCUAAUGGAGGGAACACAGGCAAGAGGUUUAGUCGUAGGUUGGGUUCCACAAGAGGAGGUACUGGCUCACCCUGCAGUGGGGGGGUUUCUGACCCACAGCGGAUGGAACUCGACGCUGGAGAGUAUUGUGGAGGGUGUCCCGAUGAUAUGUUGGCCAUACUUUGCGGACCAGCAGAUUAACAGCAGGUUUGUGAGUGAGGUGUGGAAAGUUGGUCUGGACAUGAAGGAUAAUUGCGAAAGACGAUUUGUGGAGAGUAUGGUGAACGAUCUGAUGACGACAAUGGAUGUCUGCGAUGAAUCAUUCCAGAGAGAGCACACUGGUGAUAGCGAGUCAGGGUUAUUACGCAGAAGGGUCGAUAAGUUUGCAGAUUUGGCAAGAAGUUCCAUCGGGGAAGGCGGCUCGUCUUACAAGAAUUUUGAUUGUUUAAUUGACCAUAUAGUUAGAACUGCACCUGUCCAUUCCAGCAGUAGGGAAGAUGGUGGUGGUUAAAAUUUCAGUCUUUGAGAUUUAUUGCUGGCAAACAACCAAGUGUAAAUUGUAACUAGGUUAUCAUCUUUUUCGACCUUGUUUGACAAGUUCUAAGUUUUGUAUGAAAUCAUCACACAGGUUGAAUGCAAAAUUUUAAGGUUGCCUGCUAGAA